Messenger RNA from Brachypodium distachyon (stiff brome), 687 nucleotides. RefSeq lists its product as uncharacterized. The record is from RefSeq and is a predicted model, not a curated record. The transcript has 2 exons. Bases 136 to 330 code for a protein of 64 amino acids. NCBI's taxonomy places the organism in Eukaryota, Viridiplantae, Streptophyta, Magnoliopsida, Poales, Poaceae.
CAGGGUACAGUGCAAUAGACUUCACCUUCACCCCGUGCCAAAAGCAAAGCUGAUGGUUACCUCCUCGCUAACACCCUCCCCUCUAUUUGCUCCCAUUUGCACACCCAGAGCUCUGCACCAUUCUUGCCUUCCUUGAUGGGGUGGCUCCACUCCCUCUUCUCCCCCAUCAGGAGGCUCUGGGUUCGCGCGCAUUCCAGGCGUCGAAACCGGAGGGGAAUGCACAUCCUCUACAAGGAUGUUCAGUCCUGCCAGGACGAGGAUGUGCAGGUCCUGUGGUCUAUCUUCAUCGACUCACACCGCCACCCAGCUCUCAUGAAGCUCAAGCUCUGAAUCCUAUGAAGCAAUGGCAUUCUACAGUGGUUAUGUGUGUGUUUUUUCUCCGUUGUGAUGGUUGGCAAUCCUGUAUCACCGGCACCUGUUCGGAACAAAGGAAUUCUACAGAAUCCUGCAGGAAUUUCUCCAGUUGGGUUUCAGCAGGACUCAAGAAAAAUAUCCGGCGUUUCCAAACGGGACCCGUGUGAUGUCGUCGAGUUGGAUAUGAGUGUGAGGUUGAGCUCAUUGUACAUACAUACAUGCAUAAUACGUGGCUCAAGUGCCUUACCUCUGAUUGUGGUGUGAGAUCGGUUGGUAGAGUGUACCCGUCCCUGCUUUUGGUUGUUUAAUCGCAUGUCAAUUUCUUGUUGCCCU